This is a messenger RNA of Eruca vesicaria subsp. sativa (arugula), 993 nucleotides long. NCBI's taxonomy places the organism in Eukaryota, Viridiplantae, Streptophyta, Magnoliopsida, Brassicales, Brassicaceae. The record is from the annotation of a GenBank genome assembly.
AUGCGUCUGCUUCUGAGCGAGCCCUCGAAGAUCUACUUCUUUCAGAAACCUGUCUCAGUCUUUGUAAGAUCUUGUCCUCCUAUUCACUCUAACGGCUUCUCAUCUUCUUGCUUGCCGCAGGCUCCUCCUUGUGUCAUCAUGUACGUUGAUCCCUGUGGAGAUGAUCUCGGAAAACUCGUGAUUAGGAAGGCUGGUGACAUCACUCCUCUGGAAAAGCCUACAAACGAAAUGGGAACGAUAGGAUCAUCCAAUGGAUGGCUAACUACUUUGAAUGAUGGCGUGAUUGGUUUCCAAGACAAUGAUUUAAACCCAAAACGUAUAUCUCUGCCACCUCUUGUGACUCUUCCUUAUUGCCAAACACAGGUCGUGACCAACGUGGCUAUGUCCUCAACUUGUCCCGAGGAAGAGGAUUGUGUUGUGGCUGUCAAGUUCUUGGGACCUCAGCUCAGUUUUUUCAGACCAAACUCAGAGUGGAUCGACAUCAGAAUCCAAAACCCUAGCUUCUUAUCUUCCCAUGUUAUGUAUUCCAAGAAAGAUGACGUGUUUCUCAUUCCUGGAUCUGGAGGUCACCUAAUGGGAUCGUGGGAUCUCAAAAAACCUGACAAAAACCCCAAGUUUCGGAGGUUGCGGUUCAGAAAGAUUCCCUUCAUGAGCAGUGACAACAAAGCGCUUCUAGACACGUGCUGCAAGAGCGAGCAUUUGGUGGAGUCAAGAACCACGGGUGAAAUUUUUUUGGUUAAGUUGUACAAGAAGACCAUUGACGGUGGUACUGCGAGGGUAAAAACAGAAGCUGUAAUGGUGUUCAAGCUAGAUGACAAAGGAAGUGCUGUUUACACUCACGAUAUUGGACAUCUCUGCAUUUUCAUCACAAAGUCUGAACCUUUCUGUCUCCCAUCUACCUCUUUUCCUGACAUGUAUCCUAACCAUGUCGUAAUCUUGGAUCUCAACGAAACCUCAAUUUUCAAUCUUGCUGACCUCAAGUGGAAUUGUUAA